Lachancea thermotolerans CBS 6340 is the source of this 648-nucleotide messenger RNA. RefSeq names its product proteasome core particle subunit beta 1 (gene PRE3). The coding region runs from base 1 to 648 and encodes 215 amino acids. Gene Ontology annotation, molecular function: threonine-type endopeptidase activity. The transcript is spliced from 2 exons. Gene Ontology annotation, cellular component: proteasome core complex. The record is from RefSeq and is a predicted model, not a curated record. NCBI's taxonomy places the organism in Eukaryota, Fungi, Ascomycota, Saccharomycetes, Saccharomycetales, Saccharomycetaceae.
AUGAACGGCAUUCAAGUUGAUAUCAACCAUUUGAAAAAAGGCGAAGUCAGUUUGGGCACCUCUAUAAUGGCCGUUACUUUCAGGGAUGGCGUGAUUCUCGGCGCAGACUCGAGAACUACUACUGGUGCGUAUAUUGCCAAUCGGGUCACCGACAAGCUUACGAGGGUACAUGAAAAAGUGUGGUGCUGCAGAUCCGGAUCUGCAGCAGAUACUCAAGCAGUCGCAGACAUUGUACAACAUUACCUCGAGCUCUAUACUGCUCAAUUUGGUGAACCAUCCACAAAAACUGCUGCUUCUAUUUUCAAAACACUAUGUUAUGAGAACAAAGAUAACCUGACAGCGGGCAUUAUUGUCGCAGGCUAUGACGAGAAAAACAAAGGUGAAGUUUACAGCAUACCGCUCGGGGGAUCUGUCCAUAAACAAAAAUAUGCCAUUGCUGGGUCUGGUUCUACAUUCAUCUACGGUUAUUGUGACAAGAAUUAUAAAGAGAAUAUGUCGAAGGACGAAACUGUGUCUUUCAUGAAGAAUUCUCUGUCGCAAGCUAUCAAAUGGGACGGCUCGUCAGGUGGCGUAAUUAGAAUGGUUGUUUUGACAAAGGAUGGUGCUGAACGUCUCAUUUUUUACCCUGAAGACUACGAGAACUUGUAG